Molecule: messenger RNA, 2576 nt
Organism: Pan troglodytes (chimpanzee)
Lineage: Eukaryota; Metazoa; Chordata; Mammalia; Primates; Hominidae
Gene: ENPP7
Product: ectonucleotide pyrophosphatase/phosphodiesterase 7
Exons: 6
Coding region: 77-1453 (458 amino acids)
Source: RefSeq, a predicted model, not a curated record
UGACCCUGGACUUUGUCCUCCUCGGCAGGAGCCAGCCCUGUGCACCCUGUGUGCCUGUCCAUCUGGAAGGCCCAGCAUGAGAGGCCCGGCCGUCCUCCUCACUGUGGCUCUGGCCACGCUCCUGGCUCCCGGGGCCGGGGCACCGGUACAAAGUCAGGGCUCCCAGAACAAGCUGCUCCUGGUGUCCUUCGACGGCUUCCGCUGGAACUACGACCAGGACGUGGACACCCCCAACCUGGACGCCAUGGCCCGAGACGGGGUGAAGGCACGCUACAUGACCCCCGCCUUUGUCACCAUGACCAGCCCCUGCCACUUCACCCUGGUCACCGGCAAAUAUAUCGAGAACCACGGGGUGGUUCACAACAUGUACUACAACACCACCAGCAAGGUGAAGCUGCCCUACCACGCCACGCUGGGCAUCCAGAAGUGGUGGGACAACGGCAGCGUGCCCAUCUGGAUCACAGCCCAGAGGCAGGGCCUGAGGGCUGGCUCCUUCUUCUACCCGGGCGGGAACGUCACCUACCAAGGGGUGGCUGUGACGCGGAGCCGGAAAGAAGGCAUCGCACACAACUACAAAAAUGAGACGGAGUGGAGAGCGAACAUCGACACGGUGAUGGCAUGGUUCACAGAGGAGGACCUGGAUCUGGUCACACUCUACUUCGGGGAGCCGGACUCCACGGGCCACAAGUACGGCCCCGAGUCCCUGGAGAGGAGGGAGAUGGUGCGGCAGGUGGACCGGACCGUGGGCUACCUCCGGGAGAGCAUCGCGCGCAACCACCUCACAGACCGCCUCAACCUGAUCAUCACAUCCGACCACGGCAUGACGACCGUGGACAAACGGGCUGGCGACCUGGUCGAAUUCCACAAGUUCCCCAACUUCACCUUCCGGGACAUCGAGUUUGAGCUCCUGGACUACGGACCAAACGGGAUGCUGCUCCCUAAAGAAGGGAGGCUGGAGAAGGUGUACGAUGCGCUCAAGGACGCCCACCCCAAGCUCCAUGUCUACAAGAAGGAGGCAUUCCCCGAGGCCUUCCACUACGCCAACAACCCCAGGGUCACACCCCUGCUGAUGUACAGCGACCUUGGCUACGUCAUCCAUGGGAGAAUUAACGUCCAGUUCAACAAUGGGGAGCACGGCUUUGACAACAAGGACAUGGACAUGAAGACCAUCUUCCGCGCUGUGGGCCCUAGCUUCAGGGCGGGCCUGGAGGUGGAGCCCUUUGAGAGCGUCCACGUGUACGAGCUCAUGUGCCGGCUGCUGGGCAUCGUGCCCGAGGCCAACGAUGGGCACCCAGCUACCCUGCUGCCCAUGCUGCACACAGAGUCUGCUCUUCCGCCUGAUGGAAGACCUACUGUCCUGCCCAAGGGAAGAUCUGCUCUCCCGCCCAGCAGCAGGCCCCUCCUCAUGAUGGGACUGCUGGGGACCGUGAUUCUUCUGUCUGAGGUCACAUAACGCCCCAUGGCUCAAGGAAGCCGCCGGGAGCUGCCCGCAGGCCCUGGGCCGGCUGUCUCGCUGUGAUGCUCUGCUGGUCGCGGACGGACCCUGCCUCCCCAGCUUAUCCCAGGCCAGAGGCUGCAUGCCACUGUCCCCGGCAGCGCCAACCCCUGCUUGGCUGUUAUGGUGCUGGUAAUAAGCCUCGCAGCCCAGGUCCAGGGCCCCCGGCGAGCCGGUCCCAUAACCGGCCCCCUGCCCCUGCCCCUGCUCCUGCUCCUCCCCUUCGGGCCCCCUCCUCCUGCAAAACCCGCUCCCGAAGCGGCGCUGCCGUCUGCAGCCACGCGGGGGCGCGCGGGAGCUCUGCGGGCGCUGGAACCUGCAGACCCGGCCUCGGUCAGCUGGGAGGGGCCCGCCCCGGCACAAAGCACCCAUGGGAAUAAAGGCCAAGCCGCGACAGUCAGCACGGGGGAGACUUUUCCCUAAAGCCUGCCGGUUUCCCGACGGUCCCACCAUUGACCCCAGCGUGGGAUAAAUUUCUAACUCCUUGCCAGGCUUCACAAGCCCCAGGGACCCCUCCAUUCUCGUUAGGGGUGGGCCCUGGUUGGACGGCUGGCCAGUCCUGGAAAAGGGGUGAGUUUCCUAAAAGGAAGGGGGGGAGGCAUGAGGAGGCUUUUUGUGAACGAUAGGGAAGCAGCAUCUGUAAGCCACAGUGCUCAGCAAGAAAUCACGUUAAACCAGGCGGAAACACCGCAAAGAAAGUCGCGUGGAUUGGCUCUGACACAGGACUGGGGUGGCCGUGGCCAGGAGCCGAGGGACCCUUCCACACCUAUUCUCCUGUGCAUUAAGAGCAUAGGCUUUGGAGUCAGAUAAACUCAUGUUCCAGCCCUGGCCCCCCACCCAGAUGCUGUGGCGUUGGCAAAGCUGUUGACCCUCCCCAGCCUCAGUUUCCUCAUCUGAAAAAGUGGGAUAAUGAGGACCAUGCCCGCCUCCCUGGGGUACCUGAGAGUAAGGUGGACACAUUGCGGGGAGGCUGGCACAGAGGCUGGCCGCAAGCAGGUGCUCAAGGAUGGCAGCCCCUGGGAGGAUUAAAAUCCUGCCCUGGGAGGUGCUGGGUUUGUCAGUGCCACCCUGCAGAGUAAAC